Ilyonectria robusta is the source of this 983-nucleotide messenger RNA. Its product is annotated as ribosomal protein L13-domain-containing protein. Gene Ontology annotation, biological process: translation; negative regulation of translation. Gene Ontology annotation, cellular component: mitochondrial large ribosomal subunit; ribosome. The transcript has 2 exons. The record is from RefSeq and is a predicted model, not a curated record. Bases 130 to 669 code for a protein of 179 amino acids. Gene Ontology annotation, molecular function: mRNA binding; structural constituent of ribosome. Lineage: Eukaryota; Fungi; Ascomycota; Sordariomycetes; Hypocreales; Nectriaceae.
UCGCGAUCUUGCGAGACGGUCCGGCGUAGCCUCAACGACGGUACAACACCAGCACCUGGGCCCCACCACUGACCUGAACCCAUUGGCGGUGAUUGUCUUGAGGGAUUGACCCUUCUAGCAGUCGUCAAGAUGUCUCAAACCCUUGGUCUGACCAAGCUCGCCUACUCCCGAGUAUGGCACUCCGUUUCCGCCUCCACCCCCCACCAGACUCUCUCGACCCAACCCGGCGUGACCCCCCCUUCACUCGGCCGCCUGGCGUCACGUAUUGCCGUUCUCCUGAUGGGCAAGCACAAGCCCAUCUUCGAUCCCUCAACCGACUGCGGCGACUACGUGGUGGUGACCAACUGCGCUGCGCUGCACACGACCGGCCGCAAGAAGUGGCAGAAGCCUUACUACCGACACACGACCCGCCCUGGUAGCCUCAAGACGGUGACUAUGGACGUCUUGAUGGAGAAGCACGGUGGUUCCGAGGUGCUGCGCAAAGCCGUCAGUGGCAUGCUACCCAAGAACCGACUACGAGACAAGCGAUUGGCACGCCUCAAGGCUUUUGAGGGUGAGGCACACCCGUACAAGGACAACUUGAUACGGUUUGGUGGCAAGGUGGUGGGGAAGGACGGCUGGGAACAGGCGGUGGAGAGACUACGUGCCACCGACACCAAGAGGUUAUAAGGGAACAAAUGGCGGAAGGUUAACGGCGGCGUUGUAGAAUAGCGUGACGGACUGGAGAAGUCGUGUACUAUCUGUACCAUAUUGUGGGCAUCUCUCAUGACCUGGAAAUCAAGCAAAUGGCAACAACAUUUUUCACAACAUCGGAGAACAGGCUGUGGCGUGAGAGGAACCUGCUACGUCGGACAACAACGUCGAAAUGAUGCAAAGGGGUGGGGCCUCAAAGCCAGCAAGUAUUGAACCCUCAAAGCAAUUGGGACUCAUAAAAAUUAUACAGCUCCUAGGAAGAGCAAUUAUCACAGACGGCUGAUUCAAGG